GAGGAGGCAGGAGGAUUCCGGCGCUGGGGGGCUGGCUCGGGCGGCAGCGGUGGCUGCUGCGGAUGGGAGCGGGCCGGCUCGGCGCGCCCAUGGAGCGCCACGGCAGGGCCGCCGCCACCUCAGCCUCGUCGGCUGGGGAGCCGGCGCCCGGGGGCCCCGAAGGGCGGCGGCGGGAGCCACUGCGGCGCCGGGCGAGCAGCGCGUCGGCGCCUGCUAUCGGGGCCUCGGCGGAUGGUGUGAGGCGGGAUCGGCCCAACUCCUACAGCGACCCUGCCUCGGUCCCCCGCCCGCGCGUCGAAAGCCUCCGGAAAAAGCGGCCGCUUUUUCCAUGGUUUGGCUUGGAUAUUGGUGGAACCCUGGUCAAGCUGGUUUAUUUUGAACCCAAAGACAUCACUGCUGAAGAAGAAGAGGAAGAAGUGGAGAGUCUUAAAAGCAUUCGGAAGUACUUGACCUCCAAUGUGGCUUAUGGGUCCACUGGUAUUAGGGACGUGCACCUGGAGCUGAAGGACCUGACUCUGUGUGGACGCAAAGGCAAUCUGCACUUUAUACGCUUUCCCACUCAUGACAUGCCUGCUUUUAUUCAAAUGGGCAGAGAUAAAAACUUCUCGAGUCUCCACACUGUCUUUUGUGCCACUGGAGGUGGAGCAUACAAAUUUGAGCAGGAUUUUCUCACAAUAGGUGAUCUUCAGCUUUGCAAACUGGAUGAACUAGACUGCUUAAUCAAAGGAAUUUUAUAUAUUGACUCAGUUGGUUUCAAUGGACGGUCCCAGUGCUAUUACUUUGAAAAUCCUGCUGAUUCUGAAAAAUGUCAGAAGUUACCAUUUGAGUUGAAAAACCCAUAUCCUCUGCUUCUGGUGAACAUUGGCUCAGGGGUUAGCAUUUUAGCAGUGUAUUCCAAAGAUAAUUACAAGAGGGUCACAGGAACAAGUCUUGGAGGAGGAACUUUUUUUGGUCUCUGCUGUCUUCUAACUGGCUGUACCACUUUUGAAGAAGCUCUUGAAAUGGCAUCUCGUGGAGAUAGCACCAAAGUGGAUAAACUAGUGCGAGACAUUUAUGGAGGAGAUUAUGAGAGGUUUGGAUUGCCAGGCUGGGCUGUAGCUUCGAGCUUUGGAAACAUGAUGAGCAAGGAGAAGCGAGAGGCUGUCAGUAAGGAGGACCUCGCCAGAGCAACUUUGAUCACCAUCACCAACAACAUUGGCUCCAUAGCAAGAAUGUGUGCCCUUAAUGAAAACAUUAACCAGGUGGUAUUUGUUGGAAAUUUCUUGAGAAUUAAUACGAUCGCCAUGCGGCUUUUGGCAUAUGCUUUGGAUUAUUGGUCCAAGGGACAGUUGAAAGCACUUUUUUCAGAACAUGAGGGUUAUUUUGGAGCUGUUGGAGCACUCCUGGAGCUGUUGAAGAUUCCCUGAUUGUUACCUGGGAGGGCAUCCUGGAAAUUUCGACAAUGGGAUCUGUGGACUUUUGUAUUUUAAAAGACUUACUCAGUUUUAUGAUCGUGUACUACCCGAAUCAAAGCGAGAAAUGAUGUGUAUUUUUCUAAGUCAUCAAGA
This is a messenger RNA of Urocitellus parryii (Arctic ground squirrel), 1547 nucleotides long. It is a transcript of the gene Pank2, whose product is annotated as pantothenate kinase 2. Gene Ontology annotation, cellular component: cytosol; nucleus. Gene Ontology annotation, molecular function: pantothenate kinase activity; ATP binding. The record is from RefSeq and is a predicted model, not a curated record. Gene Ontology annotation, biological process: coenzyme A biosynthetic process. NCBI's taxonomy places the organism in Eukaryota, Metazoa, Chordata, Mammalia, Rodentia, Sciuridae.